Messenger RNA from Diatraea saccharalis (sugarcane borer), 1248 nucleotides. The record is from the annotation of a GenBank genome assembly. NCBI's taxonomy places the organism in Eukaryota, Metazoa, Arthropoda, Insecta, Lepidoptera, Crambidae.
AUGGAGCUAGAAGACGUAGAGAUGUAUGGAAACCUCUCUUAUGAUUACAACUCGUCCUAUGGCAAUGGAUCGUUUGAGAAUUGUCCUAACAUCAAUCUGCCCGUAGUAUACGUGGUCACACAAGUGUUGUACGCGCUCGUAUGCAUCGUAGGUCUACUGGGAAACACUCUUGUCAUCUAUGUUGUACUCCGCUACUCUAAAAUGCAGACUGUCACCAACAUGUAUAUAGUUAACCUGGCCAUUGCUGACGAAUGUUUUUUAAUUGGCAUUCCUUUCUUAAUCAUCACUAUGUCGCUGCGUUCUUGGCCAUUUGGACGAUUUAUGUGCAAAGCUUAUAUGAUCUCAACCGGCAUCAACCAAUUCACCAGCAGUAUAUUCCUUUGUAUCAUGAGUGCUGACAGAUAUAUAGCUGUAUGCCACCCCAUAGCUGCACCUAGAUUGAGGACUCCUUUUGUAUCGAGGGUAGUAUCCGCCGCAGCUUGGACGGCUUCAGCACUCGUUAUGACGCCAAUUUUUAUGUACACAACACUCAUACCGACGGAAAAUGGCCUCUCCUGUAAUAUCGUGUGGCCCGAACAAGAGUUCAGCAAAGGUCAGACGUCCUUCACCCUUUACUCAUUUGCGCUGGGUUUUGCAGCGCCGCUAACUCUUAUAUUCGUCUUUUACUGCCUUGUCAUUCGUAAAUUGAAGACUGUUGGACCGAAAAAUAAAUCAAAAGAGAAGAAACGGUCACACAGAAAAGUAACAAAACUGGUGUUGACCGUGAUAGCGGUGUAUGUACUGUGUUGGCUGCCCUACUGGGCGUUUCAAGUAGCAUUGAUAUAUUCCCCGCCGAGGGAAUGCGCUAGCCGUAUCACUAUAACAGUUUUUCUGGUGGCAGCUUGCUUUAGCUACAGCAACUCCGCGAUGAAUCCCAUUCUCUACGCAUUCUUGUCGGAUAAUUUUAAAAAGAGUUUCUUGAAAGCAUGCACGUGUGCUGCUGGGAAAGAUGUCAAUGCGGCACUACACGUGGAAAACAGCGUUAUACCAAAGAAAAGAGGGGGUGGUGCUGCGCGAGCACAGGCGCGAGCGAUAGAGCAGUCACGGCUAUCGGUAGCGGCGGGAGGAGCCGGAGGUUCGCGCUCAGAAGCAUCUACGGCACUGACGUCGCGCUCUGUGGCAGCCAGUGAAGCAAUGCCACUAGAGGCACGAGCGGCUCCUUUAACUCCCCUCAUAGCCUCGAAUGGUAUGUCUCAUACACGCCUCUGA